CUAUCUCGCAGGCUUAACACUCGCCAUAGAAAUGAGUCAAGUGCUGAUUUUGAGAAACACAGCGGUAAGAGACUGAAGACUGGAUCACGGAGAAGUCGAGACAGGACGUCCUUUGCCCGCAUCCGCAGCACACCAUGAGGGAAAUCGUUCACAUCCAGGCUGGACAGUGUGGGAAUCAGAUUGGGGCGAAGUUCUGGGAGGUGAUAAGUGAUGAGCAUGGCAUCGAUCCCACCGGUAGUUACCAAGGUGACAGUGACCUGCAGCUGGAGAGGAUAAAUGUCUACUACAAUGAGGCAUCAGGGAGUACAGGCAGCAAAUUUGUCCCCCGUGCCAUUCUGGUCGACCUGGAGCCAGGAACCAUGGAUUCAGUCCGCUCCGGCCCAUUUGGACAGCUAUUCAGGCCUGACAACUUUGUCUUUGGUCAAAGUGGAGCAGGAAAUAAUUGGGCCAAGGGUCACUACACUGAGGGAGCUGAGCUGGUGGACUCAGUCUUGGACGUGGUGAGGAAGGAGUCAGAGAACUGCGACUGCCUCCAGGGCUUUCAGCUCACCCACUCACUGGGUGGAGGCACAGGUUCAGGAAUGGGUACACUGCUCAUCAGCAAGAUUCGUGAGGAGUAUCCUGACCGUAUCAUGAACACCUUCAGCGUCAUGCCCUCCCCGAAGGUGUCUGACACUGUAGUAGAGCCCUACAACGCCACUCUCUCUGUCCACCAGCUAGUGGAAAACACAGAUGAGACCUUCUGCAUUGACAAUGAGGCCCUGUACGAUAUUUGCUUCCGCACCCUGAAGCUGACCACACCCACCUACGGAGACCUCAACCACCUGGUAUCAGCCACCAUGAGUGGGGUGACCACUUGUCUCCGCUUCCCUGGCCAACUCAAUGCCGACCUCCGUAAACUGGCUGUCAACAUGGUGCCCUUCCCCCGCUUGCAUUUCUUCAUGCCAGGCUUUGCACCUCUCACAAGCAGGGGCAGUCAACAGUAUCGUGCCCUCUCUGUGCCAGAGCUCACACAGCAAAUGUUUGAUGCCAAGAACAUGAUGGCAGCCUGUGACCCUCGUCACGGACGCUACCUCACCGUGGCGGCCAUCUUCCGUGGCCGUAUGUCAAUGAAGGAAGUGGAUGAGCAGAUGUUGAGUGUGCAGAACAAGAACAGCAGCUACUUUGUUGAAUGGAUUCCCAACAACGUCAAGACCGCCGUUUGUGACAUCCCUCCCCGUGGCCUCAAGAUGUCCGCCACCUUCAUCGGCAACAGCACGGCCAUCCAGGAGCUCUUCAGGAGGAUCUCUGAGCAGUUCACAGCCAUGUUCCGCCGCAAGGCCUUCCUCCACUGGUACACAGGAGAGGGAAUGGAUGAGAUGGAGUUCACUGAGGCUGAAAGCAACAUGAAUGACUUGGUGUCUGAGUAUCAGCAGUACCAGGAUGCCACAGCUGAUGAACUGGGUGAAUAUGAAGAGGAUGAAAUAGAGGAUGAGGAAGAAGUCCGCCAUGAUGUUCGCCACUGAUUGUAAAACACUGACAUGACGCUCUGAGUGAACCAGUCCCUCAAAAUAUUAACUGUUGUCAAACAAUGCAGUGAGAUACGCUAGAGAUGCAGAUGUUCAACUAAGUAUUGCAGUUACAGCUGUUUAGCUAAAAUUAUAUUGCAUAUAGAUAUGGCUUAUACUGACAAAGAUCAUAAGUGGUGUUAGAACCUAAAAAAGUACCAUAGUAAUUGGUUUUCCAAGUCAUGCUUUGCCAGUGUCAAAAAUAAGUACAGUCUUGUCCUAAAUGCAAUUUUGUAACAGUUACUUCAACAUCCAUUCACUGUCUCAAGUCUCGAAUAAAAAAAGCAACCCUGUCAAUACUUCA
Molecule: messenger RNA, 1851 nt
Organism: Micropterus dolomieu (smallmouth bass)
Lineage: Eukaryota; Metazoa; Chordata; Actinopteri; Centrarchiformes; Centrarchidae
Product: tubulin beta chain-like
Exons: 5
Coding region: 135-1505 (456 amino acids)
Biological process (GO): microtubule cytoskeleton organization; mitotic cell cycle
Cellular component (GO): microtubule; cytoplasm
Molecular function (GO): structural constituent of cytoskeleton; GTPase activity; GTP binding
Source: RefSeq, a predicted model, not a curated record